Molecule: messenger RNA, 658 nt
Organism: Seriola aureovittata
Lineage: Eukaryota; Metazoa; Chordata; Actinopteri; Carangiformes; Carangidae
Gene: tmsb4x
Product: thymosin beta 4 X-linked
Exons: 3
Coding region: 158-289 (43 amino acids)
Biological process (GO): regulation of cell migration; actin filament organization
Cellular component (GO): cytoplasm
Molecular function (GO): actin monomer binding
Source: RefSeq, a predicted model, not a curated record
GUUUUGACACGGUGGGCGUGACGUCAGGGGAUUAUUUGCAUACUGCGCAGUAUUUAUAGUGUGAUUGACGCUGGAGACAUCACUCUGCCGCUGCGCCAACGAGACCUCCGUCCUGUCAUUUCUCUGACCAAAAACAAAACCCUGAGCCUCUGGAAACAUGGCUGACAAACCCGAUGUCACAGAAGUCACAACCUUCGACAAGACCAAGCUGAAGAAGACAGAGACUCAAGAGAAAAACACAUUGCCAACCAAAGAAACCAUUGAACAGGAGAAGACGGAGUCAUCAUGAAGACUGGUCCUCUUGUGCACUGUACAUUCCACAAGCCUUGCCCUUUUUUUUUUUCAACAUGUAUUCCAAGCUGCAGAAUUUACUAAUUGACAAAACGUUGGCUGUGCAACCACACACCACUCACUUGCCUAGAUGUCCCUCUGGCACAGUGAGGAAGUGUGGCUCAGUGUCGGCAUGAGUUCCUGGUCACCCGUUCUACUGUGGCUGAAUCUCAAGGUGUGUCAUUCAACAACUGUGGGACCUACAUUUCAUGAUUAGUAGUCCUGCUCUGGCCACCUGUGACUGCUCACAAAGCAAGCUGUGUUUCUUUUUGUAAAAAUCUGGAAUGCACAAGUUUGUUAAAUAUGCAAAAUAAAAAAUGUAAACUGA